Molecule: messenger RNA, 3251 nt
Organism: Arvicanthis niloticus (Nile rat)
Lineage: Eukaryota; Metazoa; Chordata; Mammalia; Rodentia; Muridae
Gene: Nrf1
Product: nuclear respiratory factor 1
Biological process (GO): regulation of transcription by RNA polymerase II
Molecular function (GO): DNA-binding transcription factor activity
Source: RefSeq, a predicted model, not a curated record
CUCGGCGGCGGCGGCGGCGGCAGAGGCGGCAGCGCUCGCCAUUGCCGCUGGUGGCAGGAGGCUGCGAGGAGCCGGCGCGGUCGCAGUCUCCACGGCGCAGGCCCACGGUAGCGCAGCCGCUCUGAGGUCGAAUGAUAUGUGGUUCAUGUAGACCACAGUUUGUUUCCCACUCACCCACUGAUGGACACUUGGGCAUCUUCCACCUUUUUUGGCUGUUGUGACUAAUGUUGCUAUGAACAUGGGUGUGCACAUGGCUCUUUGAGACCCUGCUUUCAGUCCUUCUGGCAGUAGAUCUUCAUGGAGGAACACGGAGUGACCCAAACUGAACACAUGGCUACCAUCGAAGCCCAUGCAGUGGCCCAGCAAGUACAGCAGGUCCAUGUGGCCACUUACACGGAGCACAGUAUGCUAAGUGCUGACGAAGACUCCCCUUCCUCCCCUGAGGACACCUCUUACGAUGACUCGGACAUACUCAACUCCACGGCAGCUGAUGAGGUAACUGCCCAUCUGGCUGCUGCAGGUCCUGUGGGAAUGGCUGCUGCUGCUGCUGUGGCAACAGGGAAGAAACGGAAGCGACCUCAUGUGUUUGAGUCUAAUCCGUCUAUCCGAAAGAGACAGCAGACACGUUUGCUUCGGAAGCUCAGAGCCACAUUGGAUGAGUACACAACUCGUGUGGGACAGCAAGCAAUUGUUCUCUGCAUCUCACCCUCCAAACCCAACCCCGUCUUUAAGGUGUUUGGCGCAGCACCUUUGGAGAACGUGGUGCGAAAGUACAAGAGCAUGAUCCUGGAAGACCUGGAGUCUGCUCUGGCAGAACACGCCCCUGCGCCACAGGAGGUUAAUUCAGAACUGCCGCCUCUCACCAUCGAUGGGAUUCCAGUCUCUGUGGACAAAAUGACCCAGGCUCAGCUGCGGGCAUUUAUCCCAGAGAUGCUCAAGUAUUCCACAGGUCGGGGAAAACCAGGCUGGGGGAAAGAAAGCUGCAAGCCUAUCUGGUGGCCAGAAGACAUCCCAUGGGCCAAUGUCCGCAGUGACGUCCGCACAGAAGAGCAGAAGCAAAGAGUUUCAUGGACCCAGGCAUUACGGACCAUAGUUAAAAAUUGUUAUAAGCAACAUGGGCGGGAGGAUCUUUUAUAUGCUUUUGAAGAUCAGCAAACACAAACGCAGGCCACCACCACACACAGUAUAGCCCAUCUCGUACCAUCACAGACUGUAGUACAGACCUUCAGCAACCCUGAUGGCACCGUGUCGCUCAUCCAGGUUGGUACGGGGGCAACAGUAGCCACAUUGGCUGAUGCUUCAGAACUGCCAACCACAGUCACUGUUGCCCAAGUGAAUUACUCUGCUGUAGCUGAUGGAGAGGUGGAACAAAAUUGGGCCACAUUACAGGGCGGUGAAAUGACCAUCCAGACGACGCAAGCAUCAGAGGCCACCCAGGCAGUAGCAUCACUGGCAGAAGCCGCAGUGGCAGCUUCUCAGGAGAUGCAACAGGGAGCCACUGUCACCAUGGCCCUCAACAGUGAAGCUGCCGCCCACGCUGUCGCCACUCUGGCUGAAGCCACCUUACAAGGCGGGGGACAGAUAGUCCUGUCUGGGGAAACUGCAGCAGCCGUCGGAGCACUUACUGGAGUCCAAGAUGCUAAUGGCCUGGUCCAGAUCCCUGUGAGCAUGUACCAGACUGUGGUAACCAGCCUCGCCCAGGGCAACGGGCCAGUGCAGGUGGCCAUGGCCCCAGUGACCACCAGGAUAUCGGACAGCGCCGUCACCAUGGAUGGCCAGGCUGUGGAGGUGGUGACGUUGGAACAGUGACUUGGAGCUCUGUCAUGGCAUCGUUUUCUAGGCUACUUCAGAAUUUUUUACACGUUUGCAGAGGUGCAAUCAAAUGGAAUUAAGUCUCUCGACUUGGAAAGAAAGUUUUGGUAACCUUUUUUUAAGAAGGAAGAAAGGCAGCAGAUUUUGGAAUCACAUUUUUCUAAAGCACCACUUCUGGGAUCUGGUGGAGUGAAGAACGACACCGAUUUCACUGUCCCAAAAAGCCAAAUUGUGGCCAGACUUCUUUGUGCAGAAAUGUGUGUAUACUUACGUGUGUGUACGUGUGAGUGUGAAUAUAUGUAUAUGUGUACAUAUGGACAUACACAUUUACAUAUAUGUAUAAAGUAUAUAUGUACAUACAUAUAUAUGUAUGAUACCCGCAUGGAAUUACCUGUAUGAAAUCAAGGUGAACUGUGGAAACAAGAACACACCCAGUUUAGUGGGUGGAAGGGUACACGACCAGACACAGUCACCUGGUUUUUGUUCAUACCAGGGUCAUGCAUUGAGCUACUGACAGACUCAGGCGGAGGUGACCACGUCCUUCACCAAAGCUGCCUCCCAGUGGCCACCUAGACCUCUGCUAGAUUCGCCGAGGGAAGAAAGAUCCAGGACACAGCGUGGUCCAGAAAGUGCUUAAGAAGUCCAGUGACCACGUGCAUUGCCAGCAGACACUCUUCCAGCUGGCCCAGGUGCUGACCUUGCCACAGGCAGGUAAAUGCCCUGCAGGCUCCUGGCAGGGGCAAGAAAUCUUUCCUCAGCCUCCCCAUCUUCUCCCUUCCCAGGAAUCCUCAGUCUCAUGACUAUUAGAGAGUUGCUUGGUUGUAAGGUCAGUCCUGUAACGAACUGAAGGUAACAGAAGUGUUAAGGGCCUGAGUAAUGUUUAUGGAGCAGGCGGGUGUAAGUGCAGGGUGUGUGUGUGUGUGUGUGUGUGUGUGUGUGUGUGUGUGUGUGUGUGUUGGAGAGAAUGGGAAGAGUAUAGGAGAGCAAAAAAGGAAGGAGGGAGAAAACUCUUGAUAAAUCAGGGUGCGCCCGUGGGAACCAUGUUCUCCAGCUGUCUGCAGCUGUGUUUCAGCAGAGGAGGCUGUUCGUGCAGGACCUCUGCCGAAGGCUGGCCGUCCAGAUGUGUCAGAAGACUCUAUGAGGACUGUUUCCCCAGGCACAUCCUGGCGGCACAGGCCUGGAACAGCUUUCCUGCUCACAGUGUGGAUUGCAGUGAGCAGUCGUUGUCACUGUGAGCUUCUGUGCUUUCCAGCCACAAGCCCUGAGUCUCCUGUGGCUCGUUCAUCUGAUGUCUUUACAAGCCAAAUCUCAGCUCCUUGCGUGCAGGGACUCUUCCUCCUUCCUGCCAGCCCUCUCCUGUGCGUGAUAGUGUAUUUAAUGUGGUGUUUUGGUUUUUUGUUUUUUAAUGAGACAUUAAAAGAUUCUUCAUGUCUUGCUCA